This is a messenger RNA of Microstroma glucosiphilum, 2136 nucleotides long. RefSeq lists its product as hypothetical. The record is from RefSeq and is a predicted model, not a curated record. The transcript is spliced from 2 exons. The coding region runs from base 1 to 2136 and encodes 711 amino acids. Lineage: Eukaryota; Fungi; Basidiomycota; Exobasidiomycetes; Microstromatales; Microstromataceae. Gene Ontology annotation, molecular function: lipid binding. Gene Ontology annotation, biological process: endocytosis; eisosome assembly; negative regulation of protein kinase activity. Gene Ontology annotation, cellular component: eisosome filament; plasma membrane.
AUGUUACGCAAGACCAAGCAGCAAAUAGCCCAUACGUCCAUCAUUCCGGUGCUGGGCAACAGAGACCUCAAGACACUGCAGAACGUCAUUGUAUCCGAGAAGACCUUCAUCAAGGAAAACGGCGAUGCUGCACAGGCUUGGCAUGCCAAUGGAGACGCUCUCAAGGCAUGGGGCGAAGGCGAGGGAGAAGAAUUAAGUGAUGUGCUCUCCAAAUUGUCCUUGCUCUUCGACCAUUACAUGGGCGCACAGGAGCGCCUGAAUUCUCAUCUAUCUACACUGCGUCUGCACUUCAAAUCAGUACGUAGUCGUGAAGAGGGCCUGGCGAGUCUCAAGUCGAAAAAGCGAGCUCUAGCCUCCAAGAUUGAGAGUGUGGAGAAGAAGCUGUCGAAGAUGGGUCCGGAGAACAAGGAAUUGGCCAAGACAACGGCUGCCCUCAAGGAAUACCGAGGCGAAAUGCAGUCUCUCACGACUGAGGUGGUGACAGAGGACCUCGCCAUUGGCGACUUCAAGAGGAGGACAGCAAGGGAAGCGAUGGGCAUCAAGUGCGGUGGUCUGCUCGAAUUCGCUGAGAAAGUGACGAUUGUGGCCGAGAUCGGCAAGAUGAUGAUCGAGGAGAUUCCCCUGGACACUACGGCGCCAGGCGUAACUAGGAAGCACUAUACUGGCCACGCAAGAACGGACCAACUGCUUGCUGAAGCCAACCGCUGCAUUUCCGAUGUUGGUUUUGCGCCCUCGGGGCAGUCUGCAGGCCGUCCUCGCCCAAAUCUUAGCCACCUCGACAGUGGAUAUCCUACAGCUGGAGAGCAAGACGCACGCAAUGCUCACGAUGCGUACGGGCAGUAUGACCAGGACGGUACACAGAGGAGUGCAGAGGAUGCCUACACAGGUGGAGGGGGUACCUACAGUGCCGCUGCCGACUAUUCUGGUACGCCAAUCUAUGCGUCGCACCAGACAAGUCAGCCGUGGGCGCAGGAGCAGGAUAAUCUAUCUUUCCGCUCUGCGCAAGAAGUUAACAACAACUCUGCUACAGGACACCCUGCUCAGCCGGAAGCGCUCCGCGACCAUAACCUCGAUGACCGGACUCGGUCUGACGAGGCAGCAACGGGAGUGCCUCAAUCUACAGCCAGACAGAGUGGAGACAACUUUUCGAUCUCAAGCGCCGUUGCUCGUCUUGCAGCACAGAGCAACGAGGAGGAUCAAGACGAGUCUCUGGGUGGGCAGAGUCAACGAAGUGCUGCUGUAGGAGAGGGUGCUCAGCAACCCAUUUCGAGACCGACAUCUCCUCCCGCACAACCACUGGCUCCUCAACACAGUUCUUCCGCCGCUGCCUAUACCAGCGCCGCCCCCAGCUUACCGCCCCUGCGAGUCGCCUCGCCCAUUGUGGGUGAGCCAGCAACACCGGGCGGGGAAGUCGAAGAGGAUCCGUACUUUGCUGCAGUCGGCUCAACGAGGGCGAUCCAAGCAGCUGCCCGUCGGCCUACAUCGCCAGGAGUACCCACUGCCUCAGGAAACCGAUACGGUAGUGGCUCUGUGUCCAGCUUCGCAGCGUUUGCUCCUGGAUCUGAGCAUGCUCCAACCGCGCCGUCCGCCCGCUAUGAGCCAGCCGAAUCUGGUCGCAAGAUGACUGCAGCCGCCUUCCGCAAAGGCUUCAAUCGAGUUCCUUCCACCAGCCAAACUGCUACACUUCCUUCUACACCGUCAUCUGAAUUCCCCAAAGCGGUGCCUCCUCGACAUGAGACUGCCUCACCAGCUGUGGAGCCCUUGUCUAUCAGGAAGAGAUAUUCAGCGGUGCAGGACGCCGACGUAGAUGAUCACGAGAUCGUACCUCCGUACGUGGCAGGGCAGUCUGCCCCGCAUAGUCACGAGUACGACGAAUCUGCGCAGUCGCAGCGUGAGCAGCCCUCGGCACAGUUCAGCGGCUAUCCAGAGCCCAAUUACCACCACCAGCCUCAUCUCGAAGACUCGCGAUAUGCCCAGCGAGACCAAUAUCAGUCAGCCUAUGGCGGUGUGGAAGACAAUGACGAGUACAACGAGGGCGGCCAGCAGCCUCCUUAUUCGUAUCCUCACCAGCAACAGCAACAGCCACAGCAACGCGGAAACGGAAACGCGUACUCUGUGCCCAGAUACCCCUCCUAG